AUGAGUUCUGAGGAAGUCAUGCGCGAAGAAAAAUCUUCUCCAAAUUUGUCGGCUUCUGAGACGCGAAAAUCAGAAUUCCCGAACAGUAUUUCGGAUCACUUUUCUCGAGCAAAAGUUAGUGAAAGUUGGAAAGGCGAUCUUCAUUGUAUUGGAGGAGAGAGAGAAGGGUAUGACGGAGUCAUGCAAGGAGCUCUUGACUAUUUGUAUGUGGCCCAUCGAGGAAGACCCAACGAAGGAGUACAACCUGCUUUUCAGAGGAAGCCUGUGCCUCAAGUAUCCGCUGAAGAGGAAGAGAGCAAGGAGAGGGGUGACAUCGAGGGUCUUCGGAACUACCGCCAGUACGCUUAUUGUGCGUAUUACAAGCACUUCAAUUGGAUCAUAGAGCGAGCUGGAUUUUGUAGAAAAUUUGGCUGCGUGAAUCACAUCAAGGCUGUCACACCAAGGAAAAUUGUCGAGGUCUUCCGGAAGUAUCGCCUACCUCCUAACCCAUCCUUUGGUGACUAUAUAAAAGUUUGA
Molecule: messenger RNA, 516 nt
Organism: Strongylus vulgaris
Lineage: Eukaryota; Metazoa; Nematoda; Chromadorea; Rhabditida; Strongylidae
Source: the annotation of a GenBank genome assembly